AUGACUGUGUCCAAUGGUGCUACGAACGGCCAGCAGGCCCCGAGAAGACUUCUUUCAUGCGGCAUCUACGCCCCGACUAUGACCUUCUUCGACCCCGAGACUGAGGACCUCGACAUUCUCACCAUCAAGAAGCACGCCGCACGCCUGGUUAAGGAUGGACUUGCUGGUCUGGUAACUAUGGGCUCCAAUGGAGAGGCUGUUCAUUGUACACGAGAGGAAAAGGCGGCAGUUACCCGCGCCACCAGGGAAGCUUUGGAUGAGGCCGGUUUCAAGGACACACCCAUCAUUGUUGGCACAACUGAGGGUAGUGUUAGGGGAACAAUCGAGUUGUGCAAGAUCGCCCAGGAAGCUGGCGGCGAUUACGUCCUACUCCUCCCACCCUCAUACUUCCGUUUCCUCAUGGACGAGCAAGCAAUUCACGACUACUUCAUUGCCGUGGCCGACGAAAGCCCUCUACCGCUCGUUCUUUACAACUACCCUGGAGCCGUUGCCGGUAUCGACAUGGACUCGGACCUGCUGAUUAAGCUCGCCGCCCACCCCAACAUCGUGGGCACCAAAUUCACCUGCGGAAACACCGGCAAGCUCACACGAGUGGCACAGGCGAGUGACGCCAAGACUCCAUGGGCCGAAGGAUCUGGCUACAUGGCAUUUGGUGGAAUGUGCGACUUCACUGUCCAGACCUUGGCCAGCGGCGGCAGCGGUAUCAUUGCCGGCGGAGCCAACGUGAUGCCCAAGGUGUGCGUCAAGGUUUGGAACCUGUAUGUGGAGGGAAAGAUUGACGAAGCCAUUGCGCUCCAGAAGACGCUUGCCAAGGGCGAUUGGUUCUUGACCAAGUCUGCCAUUGCCGGCACUAAGCAGGCUAUUCAGAGCUAUUUUGGAUAUGGUGGAUACCCCAGGCGACCGCUCAAGAGGCUGGAAAAGGCCCGGGUGAACACCAUCGAAGAGGGUAUUAAGGAGGUUAUGGAGAUCGAGAAGUCACUGUAG
Molecule: messenger RNA, 984 nt
Organism: Sordaria macrospora k-hell
Lineage: Eukaryota; Fungi; Ascomycota; Sordariomycetes; Sordariales; Sordariaceae
Molecular function (GO): 4-hydroxy-tetrahydrodipicolinate synthase activity
Source: RefSeq, a predicted model, not a curated record